AGAGCAGACGCCUGUCUAAAACUUCCGUUGACUUCGGCUUGUCUUAUUUUUACUGUUGAACGUUGUUUCUUAGGCUCACAUUUUCGUUUUACCAGCUAUGGCAUUAUAAUGCGACACUGUCAGCAAUGUAACAGUUAGCACUGACUCGCUAAUUCUGGAUUUUGCGUUCCAAAAUUUAGUAUGAGCACUACGACCUCCCGUGAUACGAUAUGGUGGGAAAAAUAUAUUCCCAAGGACCAAUUGAUCCAUCUUGUUGCCGGAGGAGUUGCUGGAGGAGUCUCAAGAACAUGUGUUUCUCCGUUGGAACGAGUGAAAAUGCUGUUACAGAUUCAAGUUUCCGAGGCAAGAUACACCAGUGUAACACAGACUCUGAUGAAAAUUGGAAAAGAAGAAGGAUUGUAUGGCUAUUUCAAGGGGAAUGGAACCAACAUUGUUAGAAUCAUCCCGUACACAGCAGUGCAGUUUGCUGCAUAUGAAGAGUUUAAGAAGCUACUUAAAAUUCCUGAAGACACAAGAGAACAGCACCCAAUAAUGCGACUAACAGCUGGAGCAAUGGCAGGAAUUGUGUCGUCCACUGUCACGUAUCCUCUUGAUUUAAUUAGGACAAGACUAGCUGUUCAAGGAGAAGGAAGUGAGAGACGCUAUAGAAAUAUACGACAUGCAUGUGUUACCAUUGUCAGAGAAGAAGGAGGCUUAUUGAGUGGAUGUCUAUUUAGAGGACUAGGACCAUCACUUAUAGGGAUAGCACCUUACAUAGGAAUGAAUUUUGCAGUCUAUGAGAGCUUAAAAGGCUAUGUGAUGACCUACUACCAUGCUGAGGCAGGUGGACACAAGUUAAGAGUGCUCACACAUGAACAAGACUUACCUGUUGUCGUCAAACUCUCAUGUGGAGCUGUUGCUGGUGCCAUAGCACAAACUGGUACAUACCCUCUUGAUGUGGUACGUCGUCGAAUGCAGAUGAAGGGUGCAACUGGCGAACUGUUCAAGUACAACUCAACGUGGCAUGCUUUUAAUGUGAUUGCUAAAACUGAAGGAAUUCAUGGUCUUUUCAAGGGAAUGUGGCCAAAUCUUUUGAAGGUGGCACCCACUAUUGGAAUUCAGUUUGCUGUGUAUGAAGUGUGCAAGUCACUUUUACAUAACUACAGUCUGACUGAAAGUUUGUAAAAUACUAGAAAAGGACAUUGUCAGAAGAUUCAGAUUUUAAAUUGAUGUGACAUACAGUUGAACUACAUGCAUGCACACCAACCAUGCAAUGGAGACCAUGCUCUGCAGAAGAGUAGUUUACCGGUGGUCCUGUUAUUGAUUAUGAAUUUUGUCAUAACAUUGUCAAAGUAGCUGUGGAUUUACGAGGCGAUAGCCGAGUGGAUCCACAG
Messenger RNA from Orbicella faveolata, 1373 nucleotides. RefSeq lists its product as uncharacterized. Lineage: Eukaryota; Metazoa; Cnidaria; Anthozoa; Scleractinia; Merulinidae. Gene Ontology annotation, biological process: transmembrane transport. The record is from RefSeq and is a predicted model, not a curated record. Gene Ontology annotation, cellular component: mitochondrial inner membrane.